Marchantia polymorpha subsp. ruderalis is the source of this 430-nucleotide messenger RNA. Lineage: Eukaryota; Viridiplantae; Streptophyta; Marchantiopsida; Marchantiales; Marchantiaceae. The record is from the annotation of a GenBank genome assembly.
UCAAUCAAAAGCUGGUGAUGAGUGGCCAAUCAGUGAUCCAAGCAUCGGGUGAGCUGCGUCAGUUGUACCAGCUUCAUUACAGAGUCAACCUCCGCUCCCUCUACGGGUACAGAAAUGAACCAGUCAUGUGUGUGGAGAGAGAGAGAGACACCCACACAGAUCAUGUGUUGGUCCAGACAACUAUCUACCAGUCGGCAGAGCGACAGAUUGUGCGUGCUACCCUCGACGCUCCGAUCCACAUGCAAUUCGGCAAGAGAAGUCUGGAAGUUUGAACGACUCUCGCGAGGAAUCGAUCAUCCAUGGCGAGAUGCCGCCACCGUACGGACGGACAGAACCAUUGCAGUACAGCAUGAGCCGAGCCGCUGUAACAAAAAUCCAAAGAGUUGUAUGAUCAUCACUCUUCUCAAUAAGACUAAAAUCAUUUCUCUGU